CGUACAGGAAAAAUAGCUGGCUGGCGGGAAAUUCGUUAGUUGAGAGGAGAAAAGCACACUCUGCGACUUCUAUACUACGACCGCAGCAGUAGAAGCUAUUAAAACAGCAGAAUUCAACAAGAGUAUUACAGUCUUUAAGCUCAUGCCUUUCCUCUUUGGAGAUGGAGAAGAUAAUUUUGCUGAGUGAAGGAGAACAUGUGAAUAAGUUACAAGAGCACCUUAACAGUAUCAAAGACAAUGAGUUGACCUCUUUAAUUACACAGACUGCUGUAAAAGGAAAGAACGUUGGAGAUUUAUUGAGAGCAGUAUUCAGAGGGUCAUCUUUUGCUGAAAGGGAAUGCGUGAAACGACAGAUGCUUGUCUAUAAGCAUUGCAUCCAGCUCUGUGAAUCUGGAGACCUUAAGUUAGAAGUGGUGUCGGAGAUUAUUGGACUGCUCAUGUUGGAGACACAACAGCUACCGGGAACAUCUCUGGCUGAGCUGGCCAGCUUAUAUGUAGACACAAUUAAAGAGGGAAAUCUAGCAAAUGGAAAGUCUUUGGAGCUCUUUCCAAUCAUUCUCACUGCACUUGCAACAAAAGAAACUGUCACAUAUGGAAAAGGUCAGCUAAGUGGGGAAGAAUACAAGAAGCAGCUCAUAAACAGCCUUUGCUCUUCAAGAUGGGACCCUCGGAGUGUAAUUCAUCUUACAGCAAUGUUCAGGGAUGUCCCUGUCACUGUAGAUGAAUUACAAUUUAUUGUUGAGAAGAUACUUCGAAUGAUGUUCAAGCUGGACCUUCAGGAAAUACCACCUCUUGUUUACCAACUGCUUUUACUCUCUGCCAAGGGUUGUAAGAAGAAUGUUUUGGAAGGAAUCCUUGCCUAUUUUAAUGAACAAGACAAGCAACAGAAAGAAGAACAAAAAAACAGUGGUUCCAUGGAUCUUGAGGUAACAUCAAUACCUCACGAUCAACUUCGCUAUAUAGAAGGAACAGUAAUUAUUCAUAUUGUUUUUGCUAUCAAACUGGACCAAGACCUGGGCAGAGAGCUUGUCAAAACACUGAAGGGAGAUGUGACCAAAGUAUUGUAUCCUUUCAACAUAGCGUUGGUGUUAUCUGUUGCUAGAAUACAUCGAUUUCAAGAGCAGAUCAUUGACUUCCUUAAGGGUGCAAUUAUAAAGAGCUUCAAGGACAUUCAGCUCAAACAAGGGUCCAAGUUUAUUCAAGAGUUAGUAUUGGAAUCCUUCAAUAUAUCUGAAGCAAUUCUGGAAACAGUCAAAAAUAGUGUAUUUGGAUGGGAUCAUGUAACACAGGGUUUGGUGGAACUUGGAUUCAUUAUUAUGGAUUCAUUUGGUCCAAAGCCUGGCCCGUUUGGCAAGUCGGAAUCUGGACAUUCUAUUGUUAAGACACCUACUCAACAGGCUUGUGCACUUGGUGCCAAAAUAUUACUGGAAACAUUUAGGGUUCAUGAACCCAUCAGAACAGAAAUUCUGGAACAAGUCUUAAAUCGAGUAAUCACGAAGGCAACUUCUCCUGUUACUCAUUUUAUAGAUUUGUUCUCGGAUAUUGUUGUGUCUGCACCUAUGAUUCUCCUAGACUCUAGUUCUAAAGUCAUUGAAGCUUUUGACCAACUUUCUUACCUACCUAUCAGCACAGUCCAGAGUCUGCUUAAAGCUGUGCAGCCAUUAUUAAAGGUCAGCAUGUCAUUGAGAGAUUCCCUUAUUUUAGUUCUCAGAAAGGCGAUGUUUUCCAGUCAGUUAGAUGCAAGAAAGUCUGCAGUUGCUGGUUUCCUUCUAUUGUUAAAGAAUUUUAAAGUGCUCGGCAGUUUGGCCUCUAGUCAAGCUAGCCAGUCUGUUCCCUCAAGCCAGAUCCAAGUAGACAUCCAUUCUCGUUACAAUGCUUCUGCAAAUGAAGCCUUCUGUCUCGAGAUUCUGGGUAGUUUGCGUCGAUGCCUUUGCCAGCAGGCUGAUGUCCGGCUCAUGCUUUAUAAGGGCUUUUAUGACGUACUUCGCAAAAAUUCUCAAUUGGCAAACUCGAUCAUUCAGACUCUCCUUUCUCAGUUAAGACGUUAUUAUGAACCUGAGCAAGACCUUUUGCCACCUAUUAAACUGGAAGGAUGCAUUGCUGCCCAAGGGGAUCAGAUAUUAUUGCAUGAGCCUCUGGCUCACCUCCUGAGUUGUGCAGUGCACUGCUUACUUUGGCAAAAGGAGCAUAGCAGUCUUGUAAGAAAUCAUGGUGAUGAUGAGGAGGAGGAUGAGGAAGAUGAUGCAGGCUUACAUGAAGAACUUGAAGCUAUUCUUGAAUCUCUUACACGGCGCAUGAUCAAAAGUGAACUGGAAGAUUUUGAACUGGACAAAUCCGCUGAUUUUUCCAUGUCUUCCGGUGUUGGAGUGAAGAAUAAUAUUUAUGCAGUUCUUGUAAUGGGAGUAUAUGAGGUGCUUAUAGAGUAUAACUUCAGAUGCGCCAAUUAUAGUAAGAAUAAUUUUGAAGAUAUCAUUCGACUUUUCAACUGCUAUCAUAAACUUACAGAAAUUCUCAAAGAAAAGUUGGGUAAAAGUAAAACUUUCAAUAAAUCACCUCGGAGUCUUCUGUCUUUUGGCUUUGUAUCAACUUUGCUAAAAGCACUUUUCAGAGAUAACACACAGAGUCGUGAAGAAAGCCUGUCUGUCCUUCGCUCUAAUAAUGACUUUAUGCGUUAUGCUGUGGGUGUAGCUUUGCAGAAGGUCCAGCAGCUGGAGGAGAGUGGACAGGUGGAUGGGCCAGAGUGUCAAAACCUUGAAAAAUGUUUCAGAGAUUUGUGUAAACUAACCAGAGUCUUGUUGUGGAGAUACACUGCAGUUCCAUCCACAGUAGAGGAAAUGGGGAAGAAAGAGAAAGGAAAGACCGUUUCGAUUCUGUGCCUGGAGGCCUUGUUGAGAAGUUUUAGUACUGUACAAUCUCGCUAUUCAAACAAGAUGAAUCAGUUUCUUUGUACUAUAGGUCCAUCAGAAACAGAGGAUGGGGGAAAAGAUUUAAAUGCAACAGAAAAAACAGAAUUUUAUAUUCGCCAGUUUCAGAGAUCUUUAGUAAAUCAGCUAAAUGGAGGAGAAGAUGACUUCAACAGCAAAGAAGCACAGUUGCUGGUGAAUAUCCUAACCUUGUUGUCACGCCAGUUGGAGCCUUCCUCCUCUCAGUUUGUUCAGAUGCUGUCAUGGACAGUUAAAAUAACCAAGGAAUGCACCUUAGAGGAUCCUCUACUUUGCAAAGGGCUGCUGUCAUUGAUGUUUAGUUUACAUGUUCUGUAUAAGAGCCCCGUGAGUGUCUUGAGGGAGUUUGCUCAGAACAUACAUAGCCAGCUUGGGGAUAUUGAUCAGGAUGUUGAAGUGGAAAAACAGUUUAAUUUUGGUAUAAUAAAUAUCAAAACUGCAGCCCCUACUGCCACUUUGCUGGUUUUGGCACAAGUCGGGAGAAUUUUGGAUGAAGUAGACUGGUUGAUCAGUAAGCAGAAGGAGCAGCUUUCACAAAGAAAAACUGUAACAGAGGAUGCCAUGGAGACUCAAAUGCAGCCUGAUGCAACCGAGAAGGCUAUCUGCCUGCAGCUGGGCACCUUGCUGACAGUACUGCAUGAGUUGGUGCAGACGGCAUUGCCUCCUGGAAGCUGUGUGGAUACAUUAGUGAGAGAAAUCUCAAAGCUAUAUACUAUAUUGACUUCACUUGUUAAAUAUUAUAUACAUAUCUACACAUAUCAACUUGGUCAUUUCCCAAGCAGGUUUGAGAAGCUGGUUAAACUUUCUGGAUCACACUUAACUCCCCAGUGCUACAACUUCAUUACAUACGUGCAGAGUGACAGUUUGACUGGAGGAGGAGAAAAAAAGAAGAAGAAGAAGAAAGAUGAAGCCACAUCAUCUGUUUCAGCCAAAAUGCUGCGGGAGACUCGAGCUAUUCCCAACUUAAUCUUCAGUAUUGAACAAUAUGAAAAAUUUCUCAUUCAUUUAUCCAAAAAGUCUAAGGUAAAUCUGAUGCAGUACAUGAAACUCAGCACAUCAAGAGAUUUUCGUAUUAAUGCUGCCACACUGGAGGCAGCGCUUCAAGAACAGGAAGGAGUGGAAAACGACAUGGAGCAGAACAGAAUGAGCGAAGAGACAGAGGAGAGGCAGGAGCCAAAGAAAAAGAGAAGGAAAAAGUGAAGCAGCGCACAGGCGGUGUACUCCAGCCACACACACUGGAUUUAUUGUGUAAAUAUUAAAUGGUAUGGCAUGAAAAGAUAAAGGAAAAAUAAAUAAAUGUCUGCUGUCCAUGAACAGUGUAACUACUGCUGAAAGAUUCUAAACUGAUAUUUUCGCAGGAUUGUUUUAUUUACAACACGCAAGUGAUGCAGGUUCUUAUAUUUACAAAUAUUUAAAAAAAUACACAUGCGUGAAAAAAAAAAAUCUUAAUAUUCUUUCAUGUUCAAAACUAUAUAAAUUCCAGUUUAACCAAAGUAAGCUGGGGUAGUCGGUGUUGCUCCACAUUCAUUAUUUGCCUUUUAAAUGUUUUAUUCUUUGUUGAGCGAUCCUUUGGUGAUGUUAAUGGUCUGAUAAAUAUCCAGAGCCUCUCCUAAAAGGAAAGAAAACAAAAUGUAAUUUUAUAAUGUAAAAUAAAUAUUUAACACUUAAUAUAA
Molecule: messenger RNA, 4615 nt
Organism: Erpetoichthys calabaricus (reedfish)
Lineage: Eukaryota; Metazoa; Chordata; Cladistia; Polypteriformes; Polypteridae
Gene: fanci
Product: FA complementation group I
Exons: 38
Coding region: 162-4142 (1326 amino acids)
Biological process (GO): DNA repair
Molecular function (GO): DNA polymerase binding
Source: RefSeq, a predicted model, not a curated record